CGGAGACAGACAGGCUGAGUUAAGUUGAAUUAAGUGGCACAAAUGCAGAUACGAUUUUUACCCCUGACAGACAGCACCAUUGUGCAUAACAAAUUUUCUUCUUCUACCUGCGCAUUCAGUUAUCAGCUGAUUUGACAAAAACUUUGAGCUCAAAAUGGAAAGGAGAGAAAAAAUACGAUUAGCAGCUAUUUUGUUUGCAAAAAACAAUUACUUAUUUAAAAAAAAACUUAACACUCUUCUCUUAAAAUUAUUCAACAAUAUGAAAAUAAUUAAUUCAUUGGCAAGCAUAGACCUUUCCACGAUGUUUGAAGCUGGGAUUGUUACACUUCCUGAUAUAAGAGAAAGGCAGCUGUGGAAAUUGGUAAGCAUAUCUUUUAUUUCCAUUAAUACAAUAAAUAUGCGAUAUUCUUUAAAGGAUCGCAGCGGCACAUUUUGGGAGCGUAAUGUUCCUUUAAUGGACGAAAAUCGUUUCAAAGAAAAUUUUCGACUCAAUAGAAAUGCUUUUGGGAGAAUUUGUGAAAAAGUUGGAGGCAUCGAAAAGGCGAACACUCAUAUGAGGCCAUGUAUUCCACUUCAUAAAAGAGUGGCUAUCUCACUAUUCGCAUUGGGAUCUGCAGCGGAGUACAGUACUGUUGCAAGUCUUUUCGGAGUAGGACGCAGUACUGUUGGCGAAAUUGUUUUGGAUUUUUGCCAAGCAGUAUGCGAAAAUCUAUCUGAUUGCAUUAAUUCAUAUCCUCCAAACCAACACCAAAUCAGAAAAGUUGUUGAUGGCUUCGCGCAAACUGGGUUUCCUCAAUGCUUUGGAGCUGUGGAUGGCUGCCACAUAGAAGUUCAACCACCAAAAGAUGAUGCAACAGACUAUUACAACUACAAGGGUUGGUAUUCAGUGAUCUUGCUAGCGAGCUGUGACCACCGAUCAAAAUUUACUUACAUAAAUAUUGGAUCUACUGGUAGAAACAACGACUCUUACAUUUUCGAAAAGAGUACAUUGAAAAGAUUCCAUGAAACUGCCGAUAUUUUUACGCAGAAUAGCAAAUUCAUAGGCGGCAUCAAUGUACCCGUUCUACUAAUAGGCGAUUCUGCUUUUCGCCUCUCCCGGUAUAUGAUGAAACCGUUUCCAUAUUCGCCGAAUCAGCCGUCUAUAGAAAAAACCUUUAACUACCAACUAUCUAGGUGUCGUCGUCUAAUCGAAAAUGCAUUCGGUCAACUUAAAGCACGGUUCAGAAAAAUAGGUAGAGGUUUACAAGUCGCCCCAAAAAACAUAAAUACCAUAAUUAGAACGUGCUGCAUUUUGCACAACUUCUUGAAAUUAGAAAACGACGAAGUUUCUAUUGGUUGGAUGCAAGAUUCAAGAGAAGAUAUUAAUGCUAGAAAUCAGCCAAGGCACACUACAAGAGUCGUCGAGAGUGAUGUGAAUGCGUCCGCUAUUAGAAAUGCAAUAGCUCGCAGUUUCCGUAAGCAAAAAUAUUACAAGUUACCUAUAAACAUUAAUCUAUAUCCGGAAACAAAGAAGCAGGAGGAGGAAAGCAGUGGUACUGGCGAGGGCGUCGAUGCUGCUUCCAUGGAUGGCGAUGGUGAAGGUGUUGACGGUGCUAACGGAUGCGAUGGAGAUGGUGCUACUACCGACUGGCUGGAUUCAUUAAGUAUUGUGUCCUAG
Messenger RNA from Rhagoletis pomonella (apple maggot), 1657 nucleotides. RefSeq lists its product as uncharacterized. The coding region runs from base 155 to 1657 and encodes 500 amino acids. The transcript has 3 exons. NCBI's taxonomy places the organism in Eukaryota, Metazoa, Arthropoda, Insecta, Diptera, Tephritidae. The record is from RefSeq and is a predicted model, not a curated record.